GUAGCGCGCGUGAAUACGCGCACGUGAGCGCGCGCGCAAGUUUCAUUCGUGUGUGAGGGCUCGUGCAGGAAAGGAACAGGACAUGAGCGCACAUUGAGAGAGCGGCUCUUUUACUCGGCGUGAUCAUUUCACGCUUCCCCCCGAAGCCUUUUUUCCACCUAAAGCGUUUAGUUGCAGCUGACUGAGCACUUGCAGGGAGUGCAAUAGGGAGCGGAAGGGUCGAAUUAUUUCAACCUACAAGGCGCCCCAAAAGUACUGUAGGACGAAAGAAAAAAAAAGAGAGAGAGAGAGAGAGAGGGAGGGAGAGGAGAAAGAGUGCCAGAGAGAGAGAGAGAGAGACAGAGAGGAAGAGAGGGAAACACUGGAAAAAAGUUUUUGUUCUUUCCCCCUUUUUUUCCUCCCUCCAUCGCCUCCCCCUGUUCUAACCGGGUAACAUGGACCAGGGGCCCAAGAGUCCUGCACUCGGGAGACUCGGGAGAGCAGGACAUGGUGGGGUGAACCAGCUUGGAGGUGUGUUUGUAAAUGGCAGGCCCCUCCCAGACGUUGUCCGACAGCGAAUAGUAGAGCUCGCUCAUCAAGGUGUUCGACCCUGUGACAUCUCACGCCAGCUACGGGUCAGCCAUGGAUGUGUCAGCAAGAUACUGGGCAGGUACUAUGAAACGGGCAGUAUUCGCCCCGGGGUAAUUGGGGGAUCCAAACCAAAGGUUGCUACACCCAAAGUGGUCGACAAGAUCGCCGAUUACAAACGCCAAAAUCCCACCAUGUUUGCCUGGGAGAUCAGGGACAGGCUCCUGGCCGAGAGAGUUUGCGACAACGACAGCGUCCCCAGCGUCAGCUCCAUCAACAGGAUCAUUCGGACUAAGGUUCAACAGCAGCCUGGUCAGACGGGCUCAGUGUCGGCUCAUAACUUAGCAACGUCCGUGGCUGCCACACAGGUUUCAGCCGUGACCAGCGACUCCGCCGGCUCUUCGUAUUCGAUCAGCGGCAUCCUGGGAAUCAGCUCAGCUGCUGAUGUGGGCAAGAGGAAGAGGGAUGAAGCUUUGCAGGAGUCACCACUGGCAAAUGGGCAUGGCCACAGUGGGAGGGACUUCCUCAGGAAGCAGAUGAGAGGGGAGCUGUUCUCGCCACAGCAGAUCGAGGUAUUGGACCGCCUCUUUGACAGACAGCCAUCCUGUCCAAUCCAAUCCACCACUGAGCUCUAUGUGAGCCCUGACUCUGGCAAGACAUCAGAUUACUCGGCCAUGGCCUCACUAGCAGGCGGACUGGAUGAGAUGAAGAACAGUUUGGCCAAUCCAGGCACAGGGGCAGAGUUAGGAGCCAGCGUGUCCGGUCCACAAUCCUACUCUCUAGUUCCAGGUCGAGACCUAUCCAGCACAACUCUGCCAGGCUACCCUCCUCAUGUCCCUCCCACAGGACAGGGCAGCUACUCCACUCCUUCCCUCACUGGUAUGGUACCUGGAGGUGAUUUUUCUGGAAGUCCAUAUUCCCAUCCACAGUAUUCCACGUACAAUGAGUCAUGGAGAUUUCCGAACCCAAGCCUAUUAGUGUUUCAGCAGGAUUAUGGGUCUCUCCUGGGGACGGAGAUCGGCUGCUCGUCCAGUCUCUUCACCAGCCAGGCAGGACAGAUGCAAGGGUCACCAUACUAUUACAGUGCUACAUCACGGGGGGCAGGCCCUACUGCCACUGCAACAGCCUCAGCCUACGAUCGCCACUGACCCCCUCCAGAAGAGAGAAGACGAGGAUGAUAAAGGAAGGGAGGGAGAAAUGGAUAGCACCAGCACCGCUCAGUGAAAACUCGCCUUUGUGUGGACUACAAUGAGGAGAAGAUUUCAAACUUUGACGUCAGUAAAGUUUGCAUUUUCUUUGAUUGACUCUUAAAACAACAAACAGACUCCUUUGCUUUAGCACAAUACUGUCAGGGUAUACAAUACAGUGAGGAUAAAGGACUCGUUUUGUCAACAGUUUUGUCUGUCCACCUUUAAAAAAAAGAUCAAGGUUUAAUAUCACUAUCUUGUUUUAACUAGUAAUCCACAAAUCCAGGAAGUCAGGACUGUGUGUGCAUCACUGAAACUUUAUUGUGAUCUUCUGAGCAAAAUGAUGUGUUUACAGGCUGGGAAUGUUUUUUCUUUUUGAACUGAUGAGAACAAAUUCACUUUUUCAGAAACUAUUUUUAUGACUUGACAUCAAUCAAAUUUUUAUGUCAUGCUUCAGUGGAGUAAAGACAAUCCAAUCCUCAUAAAUUUUUUAAUGACCAAAAUCAACCAUAUUAUUGUAAUCUCCUUGCUGUAGAUUCAACUAAUUUUCUCUGGGAUCACAAUAAUUAGGGUUGUUUUCUAACAAAUGUUCGCUAUGCCCCACUCCAUUUGUUAGCUUUUGAAACUGCCAAGCUUUCCAUUCUUGCAGAACACGUAUGUAGAGAAUUUAAAGCUAUUUUUAAAGGUAAUAAAUUCUUCAUUUAAAAUCUAAGACAAUAUUUAGUUGUCAAAUGUGAGGGAAUUAAAGAUGUAAUAAAAGUUACAUUAAACUAUAUUAAAAGGGACAGUUGCAGAUUCUAUCGUAGGCUUCACAAAGUCAGGUGAUGUAGUACAAUGAGCCAUGGAGUCCAUAUGGAGAGCUGUUAGAAUGGAUGAAUGGGUCAGAUACUGGAAUUUCACCCAGCAGACUGGGAUUUGAGUCAAGUGUGAAAAUCAGUGUUGACUUACACUUAUUUCUUUCAUUUUCAGUUGCUUUUUGUUUAGGUUUAGGAACCAAAACUACUUUAACAGGUUUAGUAAAAGGCCAUACUUUGGGUUUAGAUAAAUUUAUUGACAAUUUUAAAAUAUAUUAGAAAGAAUUUGUGCCCUAAAGGCCUGAGGUCAAACUUCUACCACAUGCUGUGGAAAUCCAGAGCUUGAUUAACCAGUCAUGACUAGAUGUGGUUGCUAGACUGGUAUUUGAUUAUUCUUGUUCAUAGGCAGAGUUGCCUUGUGCCUGAUAGCAGCUGGGAUAGGCUCCUAUGGAUAGAUGGAUCAGUGCAUGGAUAGGUGGGGUUUAGCGAACACUCAGUUUAAUUAGUUGAAGCCAGGCCAGAUUUAUUCCCUUAAAAGGAAAACUUUAUCCUAACUGUAUCCUCACAUCAUGGAUAUAUUAAGGAGAAUUGGACACCUGAUGCCAAAGAUGGCACCUGCUCAUUUCACAAAAAAUUGUUUGACUGGUGAGCCAAAAAGAGUUCUUGCAGAUUGGUUUGCCACUGCCCAUUUUCAAAGGUGUUUUCAUGCACUGGACCUGCACAUAUGUUUAUAAUGAUGUAGCCAAAAUUAAACUUAUUUGCAAAGACACUGGAGAGAUUAUGUUACAUAGAAAACCCACAAAUUCUUAAUUAUUCCAGAUCUGGUUAGGGGUUGGAUAUGUCCUGCUAACAGUUUUAAAGAUAACUCUUUUAUGUUUGGUUUAUAGAAGAGCCACAGGGAUGAUUAUUCUCAGCAAUAAUCACCUGGAAAAUGUGACAGCCAGCCAGAGCGAUGGCUCUGUUCCCAGCUCUCUUAAUACAUCCAUGCCUCACAUGCACACUUUUACAUUUCAAGUGGCUUCAAUACAAUUAACAUACAGGCCUUUUAGCAAAGCACAGCCUAUAAACUGAUGUAAAAAGACAAACAUCAGAACAUAAGUUCACAUCCGACCAAAACCCCUUACACAAGGUUGCGUUACUGUACAGGAAGGUGCUAUCCUACCUCCCCAGCCAAGAUUUAGUAGUCCCGAUUAAGAGCUAUUUAUAAUGGAGGAGACACAGAGUAAUAUAUUAAGACAUUUUUUCUGCGCUGCACUCUGUGAUGAGAGUGAAUGCCUGUAAUGAUUUAUAAUAUUGUCACACUGUUUGUGCUAGAAUAGUGAUGAUAUGAUGAUGAUAUGAUGAUGAUGCAGUGAAAUAUGAAAUCUGAAAAACUUUCAGUAUAAGAAGUCUUUGUUUAUAGAUGUGAUAAGACUGAGAUUUUCCUGUUUAUAGUUUGUUGCCUGGUAUCCGUUGACACAGGUGCCACUUGAUAACACGCCAUUUUUUAUCCGCCUCCUGUAAGUUCAGAUGAAGAACCAGGAACGAGUGGCACCCUCUCUUUCUUUCUCUGUCUUUCUCCUUCUUUUUCUCUCUUGAAACUCCCCAAAGAUGGCCCCCCCAAGUGGAUCGGCUGACAAAAGCACAAAGAGACUCAAUCAUCAUUUUGAAGGCGCCAUUUUUGACCUAUUUUAGAACCGCUGAGUUCUUCUUCUCCCCUUUUUGAGUGCUUGUCCUUGUGCUGUAUGAUUUGACAUAUUGAAAUAAUUCCUAUAAAACACUGCUUUCGUGAAAAAAAUAUUUGAAAGUUUUCUUUUAUUCUUUUCUUUUUUUGUUCCUACAUCAGUUCUGCGCUGUGACAAUGCUUGACACCAGGGUCGAGGCCUUACCCAUCAUGUUCAGAGUAGGACAGAUUUGCCCUUCAGCACUGAUCUGAAAUCAGUGUUAUCUCUCCCAAAUGUCAGAGUCCAGUAUGCUGAUCUUGUGAGAGGGCAAUGUCUCACUAAACCUGUAUGUAGCUUCUUGUUUUAAUUCUGUACACAUAAGAUUUAGUUGAUAUACAGUGAAAGAGAUGAGAAGUCAGAAUGUCAAUGGCAAUUACAAUUAUUCACAUCUAAAUUUAGAUUUUUAGUGUUGGAGUUUUCUUUAUCAUAAAAAAAGACUAAAGGUAUGUGAUGUUGUUUUAGCCAUUUUCUGCCAGUGUUUACAUAUCUUUUGUUUUCCUCUUUGCUUUGGGUGACUGUAGCGCAUCAUUGCUACUGUGUAGUUUUUACCAGCUUACAGAUUGGAGGCACCAAAUCUGCAGUUUGAAAGAUAAAAUAUAGCUAUAUAAACAAAACUAUGAACACUGAACAAAGCUGUUAGUUUCUCAAUCUUUGUUGCUUCCUCAUUUUUUUUAGUAGGAAUAGAGUUGAUCCAUCUACAUUUGUAGACCUUAAAAGUUGUGCAUACACAACUCUAAAGAAGAUUCUUAUAAUGGCCCACCUGCUGGGCUGCCGCUGUGUAUCUCAGCAGGAGCCUUUCCUUCCUUCUGUCUUUUUCUCUUGAUCCUUCAAAGGCAUUAUUGAACCUGAACCACACCAGCUGAAAACAAGGACAGUGCCUUUAGCUUUAUACGUCAACAUCCCCUGACUGACCACGAGUCACUAAAACAUGAUUCAGCGUCCCUCCCUUGCUACUCCUACAAAACUCUGGUCCCUCUGUCCAGGCAAACACAGGGUUGUAUAUUAUACAAAGCUUCACACAAACGGCAAUUUCCACAAUGCAUCAACAGAAACAUUAUAGCUCGCACAACAGGACCUACAACUGAUCAACAGACCUGAAAGCUUCCAUAAAUGUAGACUUCUCAGUCACAGAUCUGCAGGACUUCUUUUUCCAGUUAUUAGCUUUUGUCAUGCUCAGCAGCAGAGUGCUUAUUACUGCAAUUGGCAUAAAGGAGAUUACCAAUUUAACUUUAGUGUCUAUCACUAAUAAAUGGACGAGUGUUGUUCACACAGCUCUACACCUACAUUCAAAGAAUAAAAAUUGUGGGUGUUUGUUGGCUUAAAUUAUUAUUAUUGCAUAUUGUCAUUGUGCAUUUUAUAUUGAACUCAGAAAGGCCACCAGUGUUUUUUUAUUUCUUAGUUUACUUGUAUAAAAAUAUACAAGUAAACAAGUUACAGGUGGGGCUGUAGCACAGAAUCAUUCCUGAUGCUGCAAAGCACAUAAGGAUGGCCCGUUGCUAUGGUUUCACCUUCAAAUUCAACACAUUGACCCUUGCAGACUUUGGCAAAUUACAAAAUUUACAUUACUUGGACACUUGCUGACAUUUCAACUCAAAACCAUAAAUAAACCAUCUGCAAUUCACCCUGGAUUAUAUUUGAUUUGAUGUUCAAAUUCAUCAUAAAUUUAUUUUACAAGAGUAGGAUAUAAAUAUAGACACAAAGACUUACAAUGGCCAACCAGUCAAUUCAUGAACCAUUCACCUCCCAGCUGACUAUAUAUAGUAUAUAUGUAUUAUUACAUCCGUAUAUGCAUUAUUACAUUAUCAUGUCAGAUGACAUGAACAAAAUUUUCCUUCUUCAAAGUCAAAAAGGUGACCUCUCAGCCACUAAGUGCAUAUUUCCUGCAUGAGUUUUUUUUUAUCUUGAUCAGAUCUGUGACUGAAAUGUCCAAAUUCAAGAAGAAAUCCAUGCAGGAUCAUGCUAAAUAUAUUGGGCUUACACAUGAGCAAGUGGUUUGUUAACACAAAAUAUAGCAAAAAAGAUAAAAAGCGACAGACGUAACACUGUUUAACCAGAAUAUUUUAUAAAUUACACGUUGUUUCUUUUAUUCCUCAUCAAACCACACACACUUACACGCACACUCAUCUGUAAAGACAACUAAAUCACAACAUCAAAUGCACCAAACUCAACACCUGUUAUCCAGUUUAGCCAAGAAUCUGAUGAUAUGUUAACAGGAUAAUUUGGUGACUAUGCAUCUCAUAGCGACACAGCUUGCCUUGCUGUUGCUUUGACCUAACUGGUUCACGUGGGGAGAGAGUGGAUUCUCAGUUGUUUCGACUGGCAGCUGUGACAUUGACUGCGGGGACUUGAUGCGGGACUUGUCAUUGCGGGUGGUACUGUAGAAAGCAUGGCAGGCAGAGGCCACACACACACACACACAUACAAAUAUAAGUACAGACACACACUUUCUCCCUCCCUUUGUCCUUUGUGAAGUGGUGAUCGCCCCUCCUCUUAUGCCCCUGUGUUUCCCAGGGGAGGCCAGACCUGCUGCGCCAUCAGAAGCUCAUCCCGUCUUUUCUAUCAUCCCCCUUCCUCAGCCCUAAUCUCAUCAUAUCUCACUCGUCUUCCUCCCUUCUCUCCUCCGUUCCUGUAGGACUGCCACACCACCAGGAUUAGAAAUAUUAAAACUAUUCUGUUGAUUUCAGGCCUGUGACCUUCCUUAAAAAAAAGUCCCCCUUCUUUCUUAGUCUGUCCUGUUAAUCCUCUCCUUCUCUUACUUUUCUUUCUGACUAUUCAGACGUGAUGCUCACUGUCCUGUCAGGAGUUCUGCAUAGGAGUGAAGGGCAUCUUUUUUUCUUUGCUGCUUUUACAAAGGUGAGGUCAUUUCAUUGGCAAUACUGCAGCCAGUAUUUGGUCAAAAAUAGUUAUGAAGUUUUUAUUUUACAACUCAGUUUUCCGUUGUUUAGCUAAAGAAUUUCAAAUUUCAAAGACAGCUACCUGUUUCAGACCAAACAGACAUUUCAUUUCCAGUAUUUCUACAGUUUACUGUCAGUGAAUUUCAAUCCCCACUCUAGGUCAGAUAGGAAACUGAAAUAAAUGCAAAUCAGUUUGUUUUUUUUGUUUUUUUUUGGUUUUUCCUUUAUUAUGAUUUCCUACCAAGUGUGCACUGCCUGACUGUAUCUCAAUAUGAAUCCAUGAAGAUAGCUACUGCCUUCCAAAACCUGAGGGGAAUUCAGCAUCACAUCUUGACAGCAAUUAGUGGCACAAUCUGUUUCAUGCUUGCUGAUAUAACUAGGCUCUGGACAGAUCUCAUGCUGAAGUGUUAGUGUUCUGUACAUCUUAAUAUUAUUCAUCUGUGGAAGAGGAGUAAUACAUAAGACUCAGCCUACAAAAAUCGACUGUGCUUUUUUAAGCAGAUGUUUCAAUCAAAAAAAAAAGGAUAAUAAAAAAAAUACAUGAUAUUUCACCUUACUGUGGCCUUUCGUGUAACAAUCUGGAGUUAUUUUGUGUCCUUGGCUUCCUAUCUGGGGUGUUGAAGAGAUAUUUAUAUCUGUGACAUUUUGGUAAAAAAUAGAAAUAAAAAAUGAACAAACAAAAUACUGAAAUAAACACGUCACCAUGCAAAGACAUGCAAAUAAAGAAAUUCGGUUUCAACAAAUUCUGCUUGUUCUUCAAAAUCCAAUCAUGACGAAAAGAAAACAUAUCUGUAACAUUCACCAAAGCCUGUGAUGCCUGUUUUAAAUAAUAAAUUCUUGUACAAAAAACAUAUAAAAUAGCAGAAAAGACUUACAGAUACAAACACAAAAUGAAGAAAAGUAAUGCCUUCAACUAUUCUGGAGGGGAUGAUAAAAAAAAAAGUUAAAGAAAUGCUUCUUUAAGAAAAAUGUGUAUGUUUUUUAUUCAAUUUUCUAGUAGUUGCAAACAAAACUUGGUGUUUUUUCUCUUUGUGUGUUGUGUGUUGUCUUAAUAUUUGAAUGUAUUUUACUCCAGUGCAAAUUUGCCAAAGAUAUCAUAUCACUUGAUUUCUUUUCUUUUUUAUUCUUUUUUUUCCUGACUUGUGAUUGGUUUUGUUAAGAGAACUGGAAUUAAAUGGUGAAUUUGAUAUUAUGCUUAUUUUUUUAAUAUUUCUAUUGGUAAUAUCAUUAUUUUAUUUCCUGCCUUUGAGUUAACUGUGAAAUAUUAAAUUGCAGUUUGCUUGAUGCAUCUCUUCAUACUCAGUCUGUGUACCUGUCCAUCUGUCCACCUGAGUGACUGUUGUUGGUGAAUUAUUCCAUUUAUGUACCUGUAAUGUGAAACUAAGAAGUAAUUAUUUGUAAAUAUUUGCCAUAAUUUUAUUGGUCAUUCAGAAUAAACAUAAUUUUGGAAGUUAA
Melanotaenia boesemani (Boeseman's rainbowfish) is the source of this 8600-nucleotide messenger RNA. RefSeq names its product paired box 5 (gene pax5). The transcript has 11 exons. The coding region runs from base 435 to 1715 and encodes 426 amino acids. The record is from RefSeq and is a predicted model, not a curated record. Lineage: Eukaryota; Metazoa; Chordata; Actinopteri; Atheriniformes; Melanotaeniidae. Gene Ontology annotation, molecular function: RNA polymerase II cis-regulatory region sequence-specific DNA binding; DNA-binding transcription factor activity, RNA polymerase II-specific. Gene Ontology annotation, biological process: regulation of transcription by RNA polymerase II; anatomical structure development.